Vespa crabro (European hornet) is the source of this 412-nucleotide messenger RNA. RefSeq lists its product as uncharacterized. NCBI's taxonomy places the organism in Eukaryota, Metazoa, Arthropoda, Insecta, Hymenoptera, Vespidae. The record is from RefSeq and is a predicted model, not a curated record. The coding region runs from base 98 to 412 and encodes 104 amino acids. The transcript has 2 exons.
CUAAGUCAAUGAUUUUAUCAAAGGAUUUCGUGUUACAAAUAUAAUCAAUUUGUAAUUAAUUUAAUAUAAUAUAAUCGUUGAUCGUCGAUUCCCCGUCAUGUCUUCUGAUCGUCAACGGGAAGAUUCUGAAGAGAAAGAUCAAGGAUCGAAGAAUCCAAUGAUACGGCAUGAGAAAUAUAAAACCGGCAUCACGGAUGAUGAUAAAACGUUUGCUGGAUCAUUAUCACAAGAAUCAAUUGAGAAAUUUGUUAAAAUUGAUUCUAAUACUAGCUCCAAGGAUGAUUUUAAGAAAUCAUUUAAAAUGGACAUACCCAAGAAUAAUAAUCCAUCUGACAAUCCAAGAUAUUCUUCGGAGAAACCAAUCGUACUUAAUAAGUUGCCAAUCUUCGACGAGGACUCACGUUUUUCGUGA